Molecule: messenger RNA, 678 nt
Organism: Exophiala spinifera
Lineage: Eukaryota; Fungi; Ascomycota; Eurotiomycetes; Chaetothyriales; Herpotrichiellaceae
Exons: 1
Coding region: 1-678 (225 amino acids)
Source: RefSeq, a predicted model, not a curated record
AUGCCUGGACGUGCCACAUUCAUGUCACCCCCUUCUGUUCUUGAGUAUGCACGUUUUCAUGGCCUUGCGCUCGACUACCGCAGCAGUGAUCCGUUCGCAUAUCUCAAUACUCUUGAACCUAAUGGCCAAAUUGUUGAAGUUGAUCCAGCUUUAUCCGAUCCAGUCUUUCUUUUCCUCAAACCUAUAUCUCAAGAGUCAAAGCUGCAGUUGAGCCGAGAAGCCAGUCAGAUUCUCUCCGACAGCAUCAAGGAUCCAUGUUCUGAUAUCUCAAGCCAGCACCUCGUUCCGAGAUUUCGCAGGCUGAAGAAUCUGAAGCUCGAAGAACCUCUCCUGUCUACUGACCAUCAGACUGACGUCUGGAACUUUAAGCGAAGCACCCCUGUGGGCGUUCAGCUGAGAAGUAUUCUUCUCCGAGCCGAACCAUUCCAACUUCCAGGAAGCGGCCAAUUGGUAGAUGAAUUCAACCAUGUUUUCCGUGGGCGCACCCAUGGAAAGUUCGAACAGGUUGGACAGGAGAGACUGCUUAUUUCCAGAGGAACUCUGUCUCGUAUAUCGAAGGUUUGCCUAGAUGAUUGGAACGAAAUGGAUAAGUAUGAUGACCUGAUGGUGAGACUGGAUUUGAAGAAGGUCAGUGGCGCUAUCUUAGCGGAUGUCGAAAUAACAGGGAACAGGGCAUAG